GACGAUGAGUGACAUAUUUCCGGUAUGUACGUCGCCCCAAUGAACGAUAAGCCAAUUAAUUAAGCUGAUGCCUAACGGUCGCAAGUAUCAUCGAUUCGUAUCAAUUGGUCGAGUUUGAGCGGGAUCACAGUUGAAGUUGCAGUAUAAAAAUCUAGAACGGAGACAGAGAAACGCGAGGUGGAAAAGACGCGAAAAAAUAACGAAAACAAGCAGGGAAGCAGCGAGGAAGCAGCGAGAUGCCGAUUGAUUUUUAUUACGUACCGCCAAGCCCACCCUGUCGCACCAUUAUGCUACUCGCAAAAGCACUAGGCAUUCAUUUUAACUUGAAGAUCGUAGAUGUUUCCAGAGGGGACCAUUUGACGCCGGAAUUUUUACAGAUUAAUCCGCAACAUACAAUACCGACCAUCGAUGACAACGGUUUUAUUCUGUGUGAAAGUCGUCCUAUUAUGGCUUAUUUAGUCAGCAAAUACGCAAGAAAUGACUCGCUUUAUCCGAAAGAUCCGAAAGAAAGGGCAGUAGUCGAUCAAAUGAUGUAUUUCGAUGCUGGCAGUCUCUAUUUCAAUCUUACCAAAUGUUACAUUAUGCCAAUAAUCCGAGGUACAGCAUAUCCAGUUAACGAGGCGGAUCUAGCUCGAGUGGAGAAAUCGUUCGAGGUGCUCAACGCUUUUCUCGACGGCAGGGAAUUCGCGGCCGGUGAUAACCUGACUAUCGCCGAUUUCACUAUCAGCACAACUAUCUGUACGAUACUGGUACGUCCGUCAGAUUUCAAGAUGCCCAUCGAUCUUUACCAAGUUCCCGGAAGUGCGCCAUGUCGGGCCGUGCGCUUGGCGGCGGCGGCCGUAGGAGUGGAUGUAAACCUGAAGCAUACUGACCUUAUGGCUGGCGAACAUUUAAAACCUGAAUUUCUUAAGAUGAACCCACAACAUACAAUACCUACACUAGAUGAUAACGGCCUAUAUUUGUGGGAAAGCCGCGCAAUUAUGAGCUACUUGGCUAAUCAAUAUGGCAAGAACGAUUCUCUCUACCCGAAAGACCCAAAGAAACGAGCUGUGGUUGAUCAAAGAUUAUACUUUGAUUUGGGAACUCUGUACCAAUCGUUCGCCGAUUAUUACUAUACAUUGGUAUUUUCUGGCGUCACUCCGGAGCAAGCAAAAUACGACAAGGUCAACAAUGCCUUGGCCUUUUUGGAUAAAUUCCUAGAAGGGGAAGAUUAUGCAGCAGGAAAAACUCUCACUCUUGCUGAUCUUUCUUUGGUUGUUACGAUUGCUAAUUUUAAGCUUAUGGACCACGACUUGAGUAAAUAUAGCAACAUUCUGAGAUGGUUUGCCAAGAUCCAAGCCGAAGCUCCUAAAUACAAUGAAAUCGAAGGCGAAGGUACAAAAGCCUUCAAAGCUUUCGUCGACAACAUUAGAAAAAAGAAGUGAUUUUGUGAUGAUUUAAUAGUUGUAUAAUACAUUGGUGCUAUAAUAUUUUUACAUUAAUUUGUCUUGCAGUAUUUUUAUACAUCAUGAAUUUUGAUUUUGCACAAAUAAAUUACGAUUAAACAAAUUAA
This is a messenger RNA of Temnothorax curvispinosus, 1552 nucleotides long. RefSeq names its product glutathione S-transferase 1-like. Gene Ontology annotation, molecular function: glutathione transferase activity. Lineage: Eukaryota; Metazoa; Arthropoda; Insecta; Hymenoptera; Formicidae. Gene Ontology annotation, biological process: glutathione metabolic process. The transcript is spliced from 10 exons. Bases 237 to 1424 code for a protein of 395 amino acids. The record is from RefSeq and is a predicted model, not a curated record.